UUUCAGUCAACCGAGAAUGAUUAAAUCUCAUUAAGGGUCAAGUGGUGGGAUCUGCGGCUACCCAGGGGACACACAAGCCCUUCUACAGCUGAGGGUUUUUCUCUGUUCUGUCAGGAAGAAACUAAAUACGAAAAUGGGCACGCAUCAUUUCCAUCAUCUUCUUGGCCUUUGUGUUUUCCUGCUUCUCAUUUCUCAAGGACACAGUGACUUCGCAAUUAAUUCAAAGGCCGUUCUGCAGAAAUGCACAGACCAGUGGACCCUGAAGGAAACCCAACCUGUACCGCGGCUUUCAAAAAUGACCGUAUGCCUGGACAUGCGCUUGUUAACCAUAGGAAAGUGGAUGGCCUUCAGCUACACCACCCCUCACUCACCGUCCUAUGAACUGGCACUGCAGGGUGACAGGGAUGCCGUGUACGCCUGGCUCCAGGGUGUGCAGCACCGUUUCCCUGUGCGACUGGCACCUGAACAUUGGCACCGUCUGUGUCUACACAUUGACUCAGUACGUAACCGCAUCAGUCUGAGCGUUAACAGCAGUAAGGAUGUGCAUGAGCGUAUGGUGGCUGUUAAAGCCUUGCGACCCAGUGGCAACCUACAGCUGGGGUUUCAUUCCUGGGAAGUCUGUCCAGGAAGCAGUAUGGCCACUAUUGAGCUACAUCUGUUCAGAAUAUGGGGGGACAUGAGGGAGCAUUCAGACUGUGAGGAUGGAACGAUCGUAAGCUGGGACUCAAAUUUGUGGAGAAUCAGUCGAGGCCAGACCUGGAUCCAGGACAACACACUCUCCUGCAAACCUUACACUACUACUACAAUUAAAGCUCCAGUUGCUAAUUCUACAAUCAGGAGUACAACAUUGAGAACUACACAUAAUUCAUCAACUAAUACAUCUGCCACAACAUCACAUACUUCUAGUAUGGGAAAAACUGUUAAAAGUACUACUGAUACUCCGAAGGUAUCUCAGUCUUCUGGAGAUUCUACAAAAAGGUCUUCUACUUUGCCCAAUGGUGUUAAACAUACGACUCCUACAUCCAAGGGUACUCAACCCACCAAAAAUUCAUCUUCUUUGGCCACUAGUGUUAAAUAUACGACUCCUACAUCCAAGGGUACUCAACCUACCAAAAAUUCAUCUUCUUUGGCCACUAGUGUUAAAUAUACGACUCCUACAUCCAAGGGUACUCAACCCACCAAAAAUUCAUCUUUUUUGGCCACUAGUGUUAAACAUACGACUCCUACAUCCAAGGGUACUCAACCUACCAAAAAUUCAUCUUCUUUGGCCACUAGUGUUAAAUAUACGACUCCUACAUCCAAGGGUACUCAACCCACCAAAAAUUCAUCUUCUUUGGCCACUAGUGUUAAAUAUACGACUCCUACAUCCAAGGGUACUAAACCUACCAAAAGUUCUUCUUCUUUGGCCACUAGUGUUAAAUAUACGACUCCUACAUCCAAGGGUACUAAACCUACCAAAAGUUCUUCUUCUUUGGCCACUAGUGUUAAAUAUACGACUCCUACAUCCAAGGGUACUAAACCCACCAAAAGUUCUUCUUCUUUGGCCACUAGUGUUAAAUAUACGACUCCUACAUCCAAGGGUACUCAACCCACCAAAAAUUCAUCUUCUUUGGCCACUAGUGUUAAAUAUACGACUCCUACAUCCAAGGGUACUCAACCUACCAAAAAUUCAUCUUCUUUGGCCACUAGUGUUAAAUAUACGACUCCUACAUCCAAGGGUACUCAACCCACCAAAAAUUCAUCUUCUUUGGCCACUAGUGUUAAACAUACGACUCCUACAUCCAAGGGUACUCAACCCACCAAAAAUUCAUCUUCUUUGGCCAUUAGUGUUAAAUAUACGACACCUACAUCCAAGGGUACUCAACCCACCAAAAAUUCAUCUUCUUUGGCCACUAGUGUUAAACAUACGACUCCUACAUCCAAGGGUACUCAACCCACCAAAAAUUCAUCUUCUUUGGCCACUGGUGUUAAAUAUACGACACCUACAUCCAAGGGUACUCAACCCACCAAAAAUUCAUCUUCUUUGGCCACUGGUGUUAAACAUACGACUCCUACAUCCAAGGGUACUCAACCUACCAAAAGUUCAUCUUCUUUGGCCACUGGUGUUAAACAUACGACUCCUACAUCCAAGGGUACUCAACCCACCAAAAAUUCAUCUUCUUUGGCCACUAGUGUUAAACAUACGACUCCUACAUCCAAGGGUACUCAACCUACCAAAAGUUCAUCUUCUUUGGCCACUGGUGUUAAAUAUACGACUCCUACAUCCAAGGGUACUCAACCCACCAAAAGUUCAUCUUCUUUGGCCACUGGUGUUAAAUAUACGACUCCUACAUCCAAUGGUACCCAACCUACCAAAAGACCUUCUACUAUAGCCAGCACUCUAACAUCUGCUUCAUAUCUUACUCCAUACGCUAAAGGUUCUACUUCUUCGAAAGGGUCUACUUUUAAGCCCAAUUCAGCUGUUGUGACUGUUCCUAGCCUUAUUAAAACUUCUCUCAUCAAAGAUGCGACUACAAAUCCUUCUCCUACCAACGCAUCAGCACGUGUAACAAAUGUUAGCGUGACUUCCACCAAAGCUGUUACAACAAGCAAUACAGCCCAAACAAACACUAGAAGAAGUGUUACCCAUAAUUCAAAUUCUGAUACUUUUACUACUACUACAUUUAAUCAUGAUGCCACCAAAGACACUACAAGACAGACUAAUCAUACUUCAGUCUCUACUCCUUCUACUACUACCAAAGCUGUUACAUCUAGUAAUGGAAUCACCAAAAAUAAUACGAGAAACAUUAGCCAUAAUACCACAUCUAAUGCAGAAUUACCAACUGCCAACAACACUACAAGAAAUAAAUCAGAAAAUACAACUUUGAAGACUUCUACUCCUCGCAAGGCUGUUACCACCAUGGGUACUAUAAGAACUACUAUCCAUAGAACAUCUUUGAAUCCUUUACCUACUGUUAAAUCUGUAACAAGUAGAUCAAGCACCACAAAAGGUACUACAUAACAUUGGGGCCAUGGUGUAACUUAUUCUUUGCCCACUGGUAUUACAUAUAGGAUGUCUAAUUCCAAUGCUUUUUUUGGCAUAUUAAAAAAUCUGCUAGGAAAAAAAAUCAUUGACAACAAUGUACAGAUAACAAUAUACAGAAAGCAUGCAUAAGAAGACAAAUGUUAAUAUAAUGUAGUUUCAGUUCACAUAUUCAUGUUAAUUUUUCAGUGCACUACUCUCUUUUGAACCGAAAAAAACUUAACAUGCUGGAACUACCUUUGUGUGCGAUGCAUCUCUCGCGCAGUAGCUCUUGCCCUGUUCUUAGGGUCUCUAUGUAGCAGCACCAGGCUUGAACUACAGUAUAUUGUAAUGAUAACGCCUGUCUUUGUUCAGACAACAGUUUAUAUUUUUGUGUGUGUGUGUGUGAGACAACCUGAAGUUGUGUCAAAGACACAAAUAAAUUAUGUUUUUUGUUUUUGUUUUGUAACCAUGUGAAUUUAAAUUAAAUCUGUUGAACUCAUAA
Molecule: messenger RNA, 3506 nt
Organism: Clarias gariepinus (North African catfish)
Lineage: Eukaryota; Metazoa; Chordata; Actinopteri; Siluriformes; Clariidae
Product: mucin-5AC-like
Exons: 4
Coding region: 134-3001 (955 amino acids)
Source: RefSeq, a predicted model, not a curated record